GAGACCAAAUGGGUUCGUUAACCUAUUACUCAGUUUCACCUUCAAAAUGUAUACAGCAUCUGAAGAAAACACAGUACCAAUUCCUGUUUCAGGAUUUCCAAACCCAAGUUCUGUACAAUCGUAUCCUCCUCAGCCUUAUUAUCCCUCGUACGACUCCACCAGUUUGCCUCGUCCAGGUGCGCCUGGAAAGUGGUCUACAGGUUUAUGCCAUUGCUGUGAUGAUCCUGCAAAUUGUAUGAUCACUUGCUUUUGUCCUUGCAUCACUUUUGGACAGAUAGCUGAGAUAUUGAACGAAGGAUCCACAUCCUGUGCUUCGAGAGGGGCAGUGUAUGGAUUAUUAUUGGCAUUCACAGGAUUUGCGUGCUUGUACUCGUGUUUUUAUCGGUCAAAAUUGAGGGGCCAAUAUGACUUGGAGGAAGCACCUUGUGUGGAUUGCUUGGUACACUGCUGCUGCGAGACUUGUGCACUAUGUCAAGAAUACAGGGAGCUGAAAAGCCGUGGAUUUGAUAUGGGGAUAGGUUGGGAGGCCAAUAUGCAAAGGCAAAAGCGUGGUGCUACAAUGGCUACGGCCCCAAUGAUGGCACGAGGGAUGACAAGAUGACUUGCUGCCAUUUAAAGUGUUUUUUUUUUUUUCCUGUUGUGUAAAGUUCGUUUGAUCGGUUGCAUAUAUUUUGAUUGUUUAUUUGGAUUCUCCAAUGUAUUAAAGCAUAUUAUUACAAAGUUCGAGAUUGUUUAUUUGAGCUGAAUUUUGAACCUUAAA
This is a messenger RNA of Jatropha curcas, 760 nucleotides long. It is a transcript of the gene RAD54, whose product is annotated as DNA repair/recombination protein. Gene Ontology annotation, biological process: reciprocal meiotic recombination; double-strand break repair via synthesis-dependent strand annealing. NCBI's taxonomy places the organism in Eukaryota, Viridiplantae, Streptophyta, Magnoliopsida, Malpighiales, Euphorbiaceae. Gene Ontology annotation, molecular function: DNA translocase activity; ATP binding. The record is from RefSeq and is a predicted model, not a curated record. Gene Ontology annotation, cellular component: nucleus.